AUGGUAGAGUGCGGUUUACAGGAGGAGGCACGUAGAGAUGUGUUGAAUGCGGUGCAGGGGAGUGGCAACAGGUGUGGUGUGGUGCAGGGGGAUGGGAUUGGGAUGACAGAGGAGCUGUUAACUCGGGGCAGUGUGGUGAAAGGGGUGGGUGGCGGGGCAGAGUUGAGAGCGCCGAAUUUGACGAGCCAGAUGGACGUGGGAGCUGCGCUGGGAUGGAGAGCGGUCCAGAGCGGUGUGCAGGGGAAUCAGGGAUCAGGGAUUUGUGCUGCUGACACGCUUGGGGUUGCUGAUGGGACUCUUGUGACAGGCACUCAGGCAAAGGAGAACAGCAGGGAGGCAGGAAAAGAGGAUGGGAGCGAGGCAGUAGAUGUUUCUUGGAGUGAUGAUAAGAACAAGGGUGAUGAAGCUGGAGAAGCUGUGAGUGAUGAUCGCAGAAGGAGCAGCAGGAGGAUAGAUGCAAAGCGCAAGGAUUUGGAACGUGGUGAGGGAGCUAAAAGUGCAGCAGUGGGUGCAGCCGGAACGGUGUAUGGGAGUUUGGAGCAUGCAGGGAGUUUGGAGCAUGCAGGGAGCGAUGCAGAUAGAGUGGCUGAUACGGUGCUGGGUGGCGGGACUCCCAAACGCAGGCGCACAGCAGUGCAUGUGUGCAGGCAGAAAGAGGCGAGGAUGCAAGAGCUAAUGGUGAAGCAAGGGGAUGAAGAUGAGUGUAAGGUUGUGGCUGAUGGGGAGAACGGGCAUGAGGGUAAGGGGGAUAAGGGGAGGGCAGAAUCAGGAGAGGGAGAGGGAGAGGGGCAGAUUGCGCGGGAGAAAGAGAAGAAUGUGGGAGUGGCGACAAGGAGCCAUGGGUUAGGGGUAAGGCGCAAGAGGGGGACGGAGGAGGAGGGGAAGGUGAUGGUGGUGCAAGAGGGUGAGCAAAAGGCAGAGACUGAACCGCAAGUGGCAGCCAGGCAGGGCUUGACUGUAAAGGAUGAACAAGAAGUGGACAAGCAGCACGGGACUGUAAAGGGCGAACGAGAAGCAGUCAAGCAGCAUGUGACUAUAAAGCUGGCUGAGACGAGCCGCGAGGGGCAGCGUGAGACAGACGAGUUGGUGGAGAAAAAUUGUGACUCAACUCAAAAGUCGGGUUGUGAGGGGCAGUGUAAGGCAGAAAGCGAGCUUGUGAAGAAAGGUGUUGAGUCAACUCAAAAGACGGGCUGUGAGGGGCAGCGUGGGGCAGACAGCGAGAACGAGACUGUGGAGAAAUGGCUCUCUUGUGACGAGUGUGGCAAGUGGAGGAAGGUUCCCGGAAGCUACACCUAUCCGGACAAUCAGUUGUGGUUCUGUGGGUUGAACCCUGACCCUGCCCGGCGGGUUUGCUCCGACCCAGAGGAAUCUGCCGGUGCUGACUCUGACAUUUCUUCGCUGCCCGGAUUCUGCCCGGUUGAGGCGGCUUUUGACGGCGGGCUGCCCGCAAAUGUGUCGCUAUUCGUGGAGAGGAUCAGGGGCGGGUUUCGGCGGGCGGAGUCGGAGUUGGAGUGGAGUGACGUGGAGCAAGGAUGCUGCUCUCACCUGCUGGCCUCCCUCGGGCUUGUGUGGCUGCCUGCGUCGCCCCACACACCUGGACACACAGCAAGGGGAGGACGAGCACGAGGGGGUGGAAAUGGAGGAGGAGGGAGGAGAGGCAAUGGCGGCAGCAGAGGAGGAGGAGGAAGAGGAGGAGGAGGAGGAGGAGGAGGAGGAGGAGGAGGAGGAGGAGGAGGAGGAGGAGGAGGAGGAGGAGGAGGAGGAGGAGGAGGAGGAGGAGGAGGAGGAGGAGGAGGAGGAGGAGGAGGAAAUGGGCCACGAGUAAGGGGAGGAGGAAGAGGAGGUGGAGGUGGGAGAGGAGGAGGAGGUAGCAAUGGUGCAGGUUCAGCAGUGACAGCAGCGAAUGCAUCUGGGCUGACAGGGCUGGAUGUGCUCUCGGGCUUUAAUGCGCUGUCUGGCGUGCAGGUGUUGACUGGCGGUCUUGGCGGUGUUGGUGUGGGCCGUGUGAGUGACAGCAUUGGAGGAAACUCGUCUCAUGUCUCUGGUGCUGUAAUGCCAAUGACAAGGGCAAGCGCUGCUGCUGCUGCUGCUGCUGCUGGCAGUCUUGGUGGUGUGGGUGUGGGCGGUGAGCAAGACAGAAUCGGGGGAAACUUGUUUCAUGUGUCUGAUGCUGUACCGAUUGCAAGCGCUGCUGUUGGGGAUCUGAUUCUUGAUGUUGAUGGCUCUGCUGCUGCUGGUGAUGGUGACGGAGUUGAAGGAGAAGGAGGAGGAGGAGCAGGCAGAGCAGGAGGAGCAGAAGGAGUGGCUGGAGCAGCGGGAGCGGCAGACACAGGAGGGAGAGGCAGGCGAGGCAGGCAAAGGGCCAAGCCCCACCAGUGUGCACGUGGCAGUGGUGGUGGAGGGUCGUGGGUGCUCCCCCCCUCCCUCUCGCCUCAACUUACCUUUGACUUUGCUUCCUUCCGCCAUGCUCUCGCAAUUGUUGACGGGCGGAACGGGCUGGGUUUAGGGUUUGGAGGGCAGGGAGGGUACGGAGAGCAGAGGGGGCAAGGUGGGGAGAAAGUGCAGAGAAAGCAGAAGGGGCAGGGAGGUGGGGUUAGGCGAAGAGGGGAUGUGGUUACCAACGGGACUGUUACAAAUAGCCCUAUUACCUGUGGUAGUAGCGAAACUACUGCUGCUGUUGCUGCCAGUAGUGCUGAUGUGGCACAUAGGGAUUACCAUUUUGUCUCGUCUGCCACAUUGAUUGUGGUCCCCACCACACUUGUCAGCCAUUGGCUAACCCAGAUCUCCCGCCACGUGGCGCCAGGGGCUCUGCGCGUGUGUGUGUACGACGGGGCCAAUCAGAAAGCGCCAGCUGUCCACAGCCUGGCGUGGGAUUAUGAUGUGGUGGUAACCACGUUCAGUCGGCUGAAGGAAGAGGAGGAGGAGGAGGAAGGGGAGGAAGAUGACAAAGGAGAGGAGGGCAAGAGGACAAGGGAACGUGCAGAACUAGAUAACAAAGUGAGGGAGGGAGAAAUGCAGAGGGUUGGAGGAGCUAUUUUGAAAGAGCGGAGCAAGAGGGGGGACAGAAGGAGGUGGGGUGGACAAGCAGAUGAGAGGAACACCAACCAACCGUUGAGUGGUCUGAAGGAACGCAGUUUCAGAUACAGACAAACAGAGCCAGUCGGAUGGUCGCCACGUGGAUGGCAGGACGGCGGGCGGCGACCUCAGCGGGCGGCGAGGAAGCGGGUCCGGCUGGGAGUGAAGGAGAGCCGUCGGAUCGCGUCGCCGCUGCUGCGCAUCCAUUGGCUGAGAGUGAUUCUGGACGAGGGGCACACGCUGGGUGCCAGCCUGGCAGCCACGAACAAGCUGCGCAUGGCUGUGGCAUUGAGAGCGGCAAGGAGGUGGAUUCUCACCGGCACACCCACCCCCAGCACCCCCACCAGCCAGGUGGCCCACCUUUUCCCGCUGCUCUCCUUCCUUCACGAGCCCAUAUACGGCCGGCAGCAGGGCGUGUGGGAGCGGGCAGUUCAGAAGCCAUUCGAGGCAGGCAGGCCCGAGGGGAGGCAGCGACUGGUGCAGGUGCUGACUCGGUGCAUGUUCCUGGGGCAGAAGACGGACGUGCAUUCCAUCCCGCGCUGCGACAGGAAGGUGAAGCUUCUGUCGUUCUCUCCUCAGCACGCAGCAUCCUACAACGAGUUUGUCGAGACCGUUCAGCGAAACCUGCUGCUCGCUGAUUGGAUGGACCCUUCCCACGAGGAGUCCCUCUUAAACCCCCGGAACUUAAAGCAGGCCAAGCAGACACUCAAUAACGUGCGCCUCUCCUGCUGCGUCGCCGGGCACAUGGAAAGUUACGACCUGCCCGGGGAUAUUGAUGAGACGAUGCAGCAGCUGGUGCAGGGCGGGCUGGAGCCUGGCUCGGGCAGGUUUGAGGAGAUUCGGGCAGCUUUGAAGGGAGGAUGCUGCUGUGAAAGGUGUGGCGAGUGGGUGCGUCUCCCUAUAGUGACCCCCUGCCCGCACCUGCUGUGCAUCACGUGUGUGGCAACCGACAAGCACGCGUGCGCCAUGCCGGGCUGUUCGAGGCGGUACCGCAUGCAGGAGCCCAAGGACAUGAAACGGCCGGAGAAUGCCAACCCAAAAUGGAGCGUUCCGCAGGAUCUGAUCGAGCUGCAACCGUCAUAUGAACAGACGACAGCCAGCACCAAGAUCCAGCACCUCCUCUCACUCUCGGUCUCCCCGUUUUCUCAUUGCCCUCACCCUUCCUCCCAUUCCUUGUGUGCAGAGGGAGUGGCAUCUGGAAUGGCAAACCACAGCCAGCACCAAGAGUCAGAGCAUGGAGAGGGGGCAGCAAAUGGCUGUGCUGCCCCAGCCCUGGGGGCAGAGUGCCCUGUGGCUGCUGGGGGGAUUGGAGGCGCGAGGGACGGGUAUGGCAGGGAGAAGGGGAGGUUCGGGGGGGAGAAGGCGAUAGUGUUCACGCAGUUUCUGGAGCACAUCGCACUGCUGGAGGCGCAGCUCACACUCGCCGGGGUGAACUUCGCUGGGCUGUACAGCCCGCGGCCCCAAUCCGUCAAGAUGCAGGAGCUGAUGCGCUUCCAGCACGACCCCGCGUGCCGUGUGCUUCUAAUGGAUGGCACGGGGUCCCUCGGUCUCGACCUCUCCUUUGUGUCACGCGUCUUCCUCAUGGAGCCCGUGUGGGACCCCAGCAACUACUCCACCCCAUCCGAUACCCUCCAUGCCACCCCACCACCCUCCCCUCGUUCCUUUCCCCAUCUCCUCUUCCCCCUCCCUUUCCCCCCUCCCCAUCCCCUGGCAGUGUGGAGGAGCAGAUGGUGUCACGGGCGCAUCGCAUGGGCGCCUCUCGGCCAAUCACGGUGGAGACACUGGCCAUGGCAGGCACGCUGGAAGAACAUAUGCUGCACAUACUGCAGGUACGCUGGUGAGGUAGACCCGGUGCAGGUAGAUCUGGUGCAGGUAGAUCUGGUGCAGGUAGAUCUGGUGCAGGUAGAUCUGGUGCAGGUAGAUAUGGCGCAGGCAAAGCAGAGGCAGGCUAGGGGGGAAAGAUCUGCGCUCUACCAUUUUCUCACUCUUCCCAUCCUCCCCUCCUCCCCUUGUUUCCCCUCUUCGGUGCAGCGCCUGCCUGACAGUGGAGCGCAGGCGAAGCAGAGGCAAGCAAGAGAGGCCAUGGCAGGCAACGCCAUUCUGCUGGCCCUUCUAACCCACCUGCCCUGCCCUCCUUCCCUUGCUUCCCCUUGCAUCCCCUCUUCGCUGCAGCACCUCCCCGACAGCGAGGCCCAGGCGAAGCAGAGGCAGGCAAGGGAGGCACGCCUGCCCGACAGUGGGGCACAGGCGAAGCAGAGGCAAGCAAGAGAGGCAGUGGCACGCAACGCCAUCCUGCUGGCGCUGAAACUCGUCCGCACCGCCGACUCAUCCCUGCCGCUCUCGCCCUCCACAUCAACCUCCCCCGCCAAACCCCUCUGUUUCUCUCAAGCCUUCUCACCCGCCAACCCUCACUCCUCCUCCCAAACCCUCUCCCCCACCAACCCCUUCUCCUCUGCCCACCCCCACGGUUCCCCUACCCCCCUGUCGUCCCGACAGUCCCUACCUCCCUCCAAUCUCUCACUCUCCCCUUCCUUCUCCCAGCCAGCAACUUCCCUACAGACUCCUGCCCCAGCCAGCCCUCUCACAACCCCUCUCCCCCCAAAUGCCCCAGAGAGGUCAACAGUCAAUAAGUGCAGCUUGCCUCUCGCCCAAGCCCCACCAGGGGAUGGCCAGCACAGGUCAACCUUUGUGGUAGGCGCAUGUGAGAGAGGUACAGGUGUUGCCAGAGAGGGCGUGUGUGAGGGAGGUAGACCCAGUGCCAGCAGUGAGGUUGCAAGGAACAGCAUAGUUCCCCUUCUUGUUGGGGAUGACACAGCAGGCAGUGCAGCAAGGGUAGCGGAGGCACGGGCAGGGGGUAUGGCAGGGGCGGUUGCUGCUCACAAUUCACAUUCUUCUGUUGUUUGCAGCAGAGGGGAAGGGGUUAGUGGUGCAUUUGCAGGGCAGGCAGGAGAGGAUUCUUCUGCAAUGGAGAAUGGAGGCACAUGUGAGGAAGGGCAAGAAGAGAAAGAGGGACAUCCAGAAAAGGAGGGACAUUUAGGAAAUGGAACGGAAAGGGAUGGUUGUGGAACAAAAGAAAGGGGAGGCGGUGCUGUCACGCAGCUCAAGGGGUCGACCGUUGAGACGGCAGCAGCGGAUGGAGUGGAAGGCAUGGCCACUCGGAGAAGACGCAUUGUGCGGUUUGCAGAUGAAGGCACGCAACCGGAGCUGCUGGCUAGGGUGCUGAGACCAGCAGCUGAGUGA
Messenger RNA from Closterium sp. Yama58-4, 6315 nucleotides. The record is from the annotation of a GenBank genome assembly. Lineage: Eukaryota; Viridiplantae; Streptophyta; Zygnematophyceae; Desmidiales; Closteriaceae.